GCAACUACAAUGGAAAUAAGCGUGAGAAAUCAGCUGUUAAAUUGUUGAAGCUUUUCAAGAUGUCACAUCAUGACGACUGAUAAUACCAAAUUUGGUGACCUUUUGUGUGAUAAAAACCUUGGCAGAUGUGAAAGAUAAUUUAUGUUUGAUGGUUGGCCAUGUCCAUAUCUAAAAAAGGAACUAAAGGGAAAGGAAAUGAUGCUGUAGCUUCAAGACUUGCUGAUUUUACUGGUGAAAAAGAAAUUCCUAUUGCUGGACAACCCAAAAUGUCGUCAUUGGAACAAGACGAUGCUAAUUCUGGACCAGAAUUUGACCCGAGUGUAGAGGCAUUAUCAAAUUCUAUAGAAUCUGCUGGAAUCAGAGAUGGAAAGGAAAAGAAGAGCAGUACAGGUAAUUCUGUCCCAAGUCAACAACAACCCCAACAGAAAUCGGUGUGUCUGCAGGAGCCUGGACAACUGAAACCUAAACCCAGCAGCAGCAAAAAACCUGUUAAGGCUGACUUAGACGUUGGCAAAGUAUUCAAGAAAUGCAAAGAAGACCAGUCAACACGACUUGACCUUAGUAAAUCACAGAUUACUGUGAUUCCACCAACAAUUAAAGAGUUGGUACACCUGAAAGAGCUGUAUCUCUAUGGAAACAAGAUUGUACAGCUGCCCAAUGAGAUUGGUUGCCUGGUGAACCUGGAGACGUUCGCAUUGAAUGAAAACUCCUUGACAUACCUGCCCGAGACGAUGGCAAACCUUGACAAGUUACGACUGCUCGACCUCCGACACAAUAGGCUAACAGAGAUACCCGAAGUUGUCUACCAGUUGAAGUCUCUCACCACCUUGUUAAUACGAUUCAACAGGAUUAAGACUGUAGGAGAUGGGAUUAGGAAUUUAACAAAUUUGACAAUGUUCACUCUUCGAGAGAACAAGAUACGCGAACUGCCGAAGGGCAUCGGAUGUCUGGUCAACCUGAGCACGUUUGAUGUGUCCCACAACCACCUUGAACACUUGCCACAAGAGAUUGGUGACUGUGUAUUGCUGAGCUCACUGGACCUCCAGCACAAUGAGCUGCUCGACAUCCCAGAAACGCUUGGCAACCUUAAAUCCCUUACUAGGCUUGGCCUCAGAUAUAAUCGUCUGAUGUGUGUUCCUGCCUCCCUGGCCAACUGUACACUCAUGGAUGAGUUCAAUAUAGAAGGAAACAAUGUUUCAGUACUGCCGGAGGGUUUGUUGUCUAGUCUGACAAGUUUGAAGGCUUUCACUGUACCUCGAAAUAAGUUCCACGCCUACCCGACGGGCGGACCUUCACAGUUUGUCUCUGUUGAGUCGAUCAACAUGGAGCACAAUCAGAUCAACAAGAUUCCGUACGGGAUUUUCUCCCAGGCCAAAUGUCUUUCCAAGCUGAACAUGAAGGACAACCAGCUCACAUCUCUACCUCUUGAUAUUGGACAGUGGACAAACAUGGUUGAGCUGAACCUGGGUACCAAUCAGCUCACUCGCAUUCCUGACGACAUCCAGAACCUUGAGAAACUCGAAGUCCUCAUCCUUAGUAAUAACUUGUUAAAGAGACUUCCAGCUUCAAUAGGAAACUUAAAAAAGCUGCAAGUUUUAGAUUUAGAAGAAAAUAAAUUAGAAUCCCUCCCACAAGAAGUAGGCCAAUUGCGAGAGUUAAGGAGAUUAAUAGUACAGACAAAUCAACUGACCUCAUUACCAAGAGCAAUUGGGUGUUUAAGUAACUUACAAUACUUAGGUGCUGGGGAAAACCACCUCUCUUCCAUACCCACAGAAAUAGGUGCUCUAGAAAGUUUAGAAUCCUUGUACAUAAAUGACAAUGCAGAACUCCACUCCUUGCCGUAUGAGCUAGCUCUCUGCUAUAAUCUGCAAAUUAUGAGCAUUGAGAACUGCCCGCUUAGUAAACUUCCUCCUGAAAUAGUUGCAAGGGGCCCCUCAUUAGUUAUACAAUUUUUGAAAAUGAACGGACAGUAUUGCCAAAUGUGAGAUGAACGCUGACAGUUUUGUGAUAUGUGUUGCCAUGACAACAGUUUAUAGUGCUCUGAUUCAUGGGAUUUGCAAGCCAAGUCCCAGGAUUUACAUUGUGGAUGUAAAGGCUUGUCCAUUGAGAGUUGGAGGAUAUACACAGCCACAUACAAAGGAUAUCCCUGUGGUGAAGAACAUAAAAUGUGCGUGGCCAUUUCCUCGCUUCAUUUCUAUUUCUGUGUGAACACUCACAGUUGUGGAAGAAGCCCUGCAUUAAAAUUCCAGCCACCUGUUUUCAGUGAAGUGAGAUACUCCAUGACUGUUGAGGUUGUUAGUGUUUUUGUGUUUACAAGCUGUUCCAUCAUGUUGUUAGUUUCCAUGGUUUCGAGAACUGAGCUGUUCUCCAUACCAGACUGUACUCACUGUUCAUGUUGUUUAGAAUCAUCAUGUUCUGAAUAUUCAGUCAUGUUUGCAACAUUAAAAGUAAUUAGUUAAAGUAUUUCAGUGGACUGAACAGACCUUUUAUAUUGAAAAUGUGUUCAAUGUGCAUAUUUCGUUUUAAGUAACAUAAAAUGUGAUUGUUGAAUUUUUAUUGCAUAAAUUUAGUUUUUAUACCCCCACAAGCGAAGUUUGAAGGGGUAUAUAGGAGUGAGCUUGUCGGUCGGUCUGUCGGUUUUCAUGGUUUCUGGACGAUAACUCAUGAAAGGCUAGACAGAUUUGAAAAAAUUUUGGUACACAGGUGUAACAUCAGAAGAUACAGGUCAAGUUCGAUAUUGGGGCUGGUGGGGCCAAGGUCAAGGUCACUAUUACUAAAAAUAGAAAAACGGUUUCCGGACGAUAACUCAUGAAAGGCUAGACAGGUUUGAACAAUUUUUGGUACACAGGUGUAACAUCAGAAGAUGUAGGUCAAGUUCGAUAUUGGGGCUGGUGGGGCCAAGGUCAAGGUCAUUGUUACUAAAAAUAGAAAAACGGAUUCCGGACGAUAACUCAUGAAAGGCUUGACAGAUUUGAACAAUUUUUGGUACACAGGUGUAACAUCAGAAGAUACAGGUCAAGUUCGAUAUUGGGGCUGGUGGGGCCAAGGUCAAGGUCACUGUUACUAAAAAUAGAAAAACUGUUUCCGGACGAUAAAUCAUGAAAGGCUUGACAGAUUUGAACAAUUUUUGGUACACAGGUGUAACAUCAGAAGAUACAGGUCAAGUUCGAUAUUUGGGCUGGUGGGGCCAAGGUCAAGGUCACUGUUACUAAAAAUAGAAAAAUGGUUUCCGGACGAUAAAUCAUGAAAGGCUAGUUUUUCUUGUCAGCAGUGUAACUUCUAAAUUACUUAACAGAUUUAAAUAAAACAAUACAUGCAUGAUAAAAGAAGAUGCAGGUUGCAGUAACCUUGGAGUUAUGGCCUCUUUUCAAAGGAAUGGUUUGCCAUUCCUGUGUCCAGGUGGCAUUUGGGGGUAUUCGUCACUCCUGUGACAGCUCUAGUUACCGGUAACUUGAGAAGUAAUAACAAUACAUUGGCUGACUAUUUGGAUAGACAUAAUCUUACAUUCCUUCUUAAUUUUUGGUUUUAAAGUACAAUUUGAAUUAGGAAUGAUGAAUUGUGGGCAAUAUUUAGGAUUUUUGUGCCAUAAAUUUACACAUCUCGACAUACAAGAAAUAUGCAAAAUGUUAUAAUUAUCAAAGGUUGCAUGUUUUGUUAGGAUAAGUUGAUAUCUGUUCAUUGAAUUUAAUUUGAUACAUGAUUGUUAUCAAUGUUAAUCUGUAUGUUUUGUUAUUACUUAGGGUAUAAAUACAACUUAAGGUUAUAAAAUAUUUUGAUGGAAUGUUUGAAUUCUUAUUUUCUCAUUCAAAUUUUGUUACGGUAUGCUUAACUCCGGCCUGCAUUUCAAACUUUUAUUAAAACAACUGAUUUUGUUUUUUUGUUAACCUAUGCAUGCUAUGAAGAGCCAUACAAUAUUUUUAAUAAUCAUGCUUUAUUGAACUUUCACUGAAAUCAUUGAGUUUUAGUGAUAUAUAAUUAAUAUGUGAAAAUGUGUUGUCCGUAUAUUUUCGUUGUCAUCAUUUUAUUUGGGGAGUUUUAUGACUUCAAGUUCUGUGUUAUUUUUCUGUGGAGGCCAAGACAGAGUCUACUCCCUCCAAUUGUAGUUAACAAUACACAGAGAUGUCAAAGUUGAGGAUUAAUCCGGGAAUUAGGAUUGAAAGCUUUCAAUUCCAGACUAUCCUUCUGUUGUAAUGUUUGUUUUUGCUGGACAUUUUCAGUUAAACAGUAAGGAGUACCUAAAAAAAAUUAAAUGGAUAUUUAUUGGCUUAGGAAACAAUUUCAACAGUUGUUAUACCAGAGGUCGACCACAGCUCUCAGUGAACUGAUAUUGUCUUAAUCUGUUAAACAUUUAUAAAAGAUUCUGUUCACGAUAGUAGGAAAUACACGUGUCUUUGGUACUGUGAUUGGCUGUGUUGGAUCUAAUUAGUCAUUUAUUUGAUUGUACAUGAGUUUUAUAGGAACCUCAAUCUACUCAUUCAGUAACAGCCACAUUCUGUGUUCAAAUUUUCCUUGAUUAACAGGUAAUCAAUAUUUUUUCUUGGCAAAGAACAAUGUUCUUAUGAUUAGUUAUUUUCGCUAUAAAGGCAGUAAUGGUAAUGACUCUAACAUUUAUAACUAUACUUUGGAAAUCAUCAUUUGGCUUUUGCCUUCCAUACAUGCAGUAACUGUUGUGCUGUUGAGUACAAUAGAUACUGUAUUUCCCCGACUAUAAGGCGAUCCGCUUAUAAGACGACCCCCUAACUUUGCACAUGAAAUCUGGCAUUUUUGUCCAGACUGGUUUAUAAGACGGGGUCAAUUUUUAAAGCAAAUCCAGCACUUGAAUAUCUCCAAACCUGUAGUAAUGUUCAACCUAAACAGUCAAUUAUCAACUAAAUUUGUUCAGUUGCUUGGAAGAAAAUCGCUGAUUUAAUGUCAACUGUGAACUCUCUAAUGUGGAGGUAGGUUAAUAAUAGAACAACGUUACUCGGUAAAGGAUUUAUUUAAUUUUUUCGUACAGCCAAAGGUUCAUUCAUGUUUGUAGUAAACUCAAAUAUAUUUGCCAUGAUUUGAAAGUUCUCAGACGAGGAUUAUUGAUUUUUAUUUUUCCGAUCGUAUGGUACAUGUAUGUUCUAACCAGCUUGAACGCAAUCUUGGGAGUAAAUGGGGUUAUACGGUAAAGGCUGACCUAUUUAAAUACAAACCACUGCCAUGCACCUUUGAUGUUUACACAGCUCGUGCUGUGAUGUCACAAAUUGUACCGUUUGAUCUGCAGCCGACAAACAAACAAAUAACCAUUGAUGAUUGCGGAUAAAUUAGUGUAUAUUAAACGAUUAAUGAAAUGUGAAUUGAAGCAUGCCAGUAAGUAGGCAUGAUAUAUGCAUAGCCUAAUCGUAAGGAAAAAGUAUGUUUUAUUUCCGACAUGGAAAAAAUAACACAAUGAUUUUUUUUUCAAAAUAUUUUAAGUAUAAAGGCAAUAAAAUGUAUCUCCUAUGAUAAACAAAAUACGUUUUGACCGAUAACAAGCGUUUGCCAAUUAGAAGAUAUCGAGUGUUCAUCGUAGCGUAACAAAGCAGACGGUCGUCUAAAUCCGAUGGGUGUGAUCUUGUCACUUUUAUGGGGGUGUCAUCAGUAGACAAAUAAAUCAGUCAGUCAGAAACUGUAAGGUGAAUAUUACUGAUUCUGACUCUGUUCUUUCUAAAUUUUUAUAGACUCGCCUAUAAGACGGGCCCCCUACUUUGAGGUUAAAAAUCGGGACCCAAUUUCCCCGUCUUACAGUCGAGGAAAUACGGUAACACAAAUACAGCUGAUAAAAUGCAAGGGCUUUUUGUCACAAAGUUUAUAGAUGUCUUGUGUGACUUUCUGUGUUGUAGCGUGUACUAGCUGCCAUGUACAGUUAGCUGCUCUGUUAGCAUGUUUUUGACUGGUGCUGUCUGGCUCACAGUACUGCCAUUAUGUUGAUCACGGUGUAUACUUUUGUUACAUUAUACUGAUAUUUUAUGUUCAAGUCAUUAGUGCUGUUCAUUUUUACAUUAUAUUUUUAAUUAAGUUAUUUUGCUGUUGUCCUGAUGAUAACUUUGUACAAAAUGCUAGUUAAUUGCCUGGUCUGGGCAUUUGUCCAGUGAUAUCUCAAUAUGUUGAUAUGAGACAGUAUUUUACUGUGAAUGAUAUUACUUGAGUACAUUGUGAUCAUGUUAGUGCUACAAUUCAGACAUAGCUUACAUGUUGUGGAGAAAGACAUAACAAAUGUUCAUACAAUGUAUGCUUUAAUCCAUUAAUUUCUUCGAAUUAAUACUGUAAUUAUGUGUCUGUUUGUGUAGUGGUGUAGGGUUUGUGUCCCGAACAAAAGGUCACAGGUGCCAGCCCAACCAGGCACACUUCCUCACAGCCUCUCAAAAUGGACACGAGGACUGCCUAGGGAACAUGCUUCAGUCUUCAUUUAAGAUCCAAAAUAAAUUAGUUUAAACUGUAUUUUAUAUCUAUGAAACACAUACCUCCACUGUUGGCAGUGUACUUGCAUUAAGCAGUCAUUAAGCUUAAGUAAAGCCACUCAUAUUAAAUAGUAAAACAUUAACAUGGCAGUAAGCUAUGUCUGGAUUUUGCACUGUCCGAGUUUGCCUGAUACUGGCUCGUUUCCAUGGUAGUAAGCUAUGUCUUUAUUGUGCUCAGAGCUGAUAAUCAGUUUUGAUUUUAUAUAGAAAUUAGGUAAGCUCUUUUGUUGCUAGUGCUAGGAUUUAUGCAGCUACUUUCUGUACAGUAUUUAGCAUACUAGUGGUACAUGACUACCAUUUCUAAAUACAUGUAAUUUUUCCCUGUUGAGGAUACUUUUAAAAACAUAUUCUUCUAAUUAUUUAGAUGUGUUAUGAAAUAAAAUGAAAUGUUAACAGUAGAUGGCAUUUACAAGAUUAUUGAUUAACUACCUUUGACAUGUUUUGGGGAUAUUUUUUGUCCUAACUUUGUUAAAACAUUUAUCCCAGAUAGAGGAUCUCAACACAAAAAUAGUGUAUGCUUUUUUAUUGUAAACAUAUACUGGUAUGCCGAAAAAAGAAUUAUUAUGAUAGAGCCCUCUAUAAGUUGCAGUUGCAAUUAUAUACCGUCUGAUUGUCUACUCAAAAUGAAACACUUUGUUUUCAAAAGAUGUUCUUAAGAAUAAGUUAAUGGACCUGUUAUAUAUUUUUGUCCAUCAGUCCCAACAUAGUAUUGCAUCUACCUUUUGAUUUACAAGAAUGGAAAUCUGAAAAAGGGCACCGUGAAUAAAUUAUAUUGCUGCAGAAUUGUAUCACUCACUGCAAUUUACGUUUGAUAUGUUAAAAGAAAGUCAUUUGUAUGAAUCUUAUAACUAAGAAGAUAUAUCACAUAAUAUGCAUAAUAAAUUGUAGUCUCCCAAGUCAAGAUAUUUCGACCUUGGUUCCAUUGAACUAGGGGUUAUUGUUUUGUGUGUAUGUUGAUAUGUUGCAGUAGACAGUGGGUGGCCUGUUGGUUGCUCCCUAACACACUGUCAUGUAGUGCUGGUCAAUCAUGUUGUUGUUGUUGUUGUCAGUCAUUCUGAACAGGUGUCUGGUUACAGAUUGAUUUAAUAAAAAUAUGCCUUUAAA
Mya arenaria is the source of this 7571-nucleotide messenger RNA. RefSeq names its product leucine-rich repeat protein soc-2 homolog. Lineage: Eukaryota; Metazoa; Mollusca; Bivalvia; Myida; Myidae. Gene Ontology annotation, molecular function: protein binding. The record is from RefSeq and is a predicted model, not a curated record. The transcript is spliced from 19 exons. Bases 159 to 1985 code for a protein of 608 amino acids.